AAAAGAGUAUCUACAUAGGUACAUACAUGUACAUAUAUAUACAUAUCAAAUAAAGAAAAAAUAUUGAGUUGCAUCAAAUACUAAAUUAAAGAGACUUGCAAUGCAUAAUUAUGGGAAUACUUUUGUAAGAGGGCCUUCGCCUUCAUACACAGAAGAUGCAACAUCUGAAAAUGGUUUGUCUGCAACGCUUCCAUUGGAAUCGGAUCUGCACAUCCAGAACAAUGCUGCUAACUGCGUAGGCAAGAAAUUCCAUAGUGACUAUGAAAAAAGUUAUAACGAUACCAUCCAAAAGGGCCGAAAAACAUUUGCAUUUUGGACGCUGUUUAUUAUAAUGCUGAUGCUUACAAUAGGCAACCUAAUUCUUAUGGUGAUAAUAUUUGGCGUUAUACAUCUUGGCAGAGGCAUUAAUGGAAUAGAAAACAUUCCGGAACAUGACUUGAUUAAGUUUUAUGGAAAUACCGAUUUAGACCGUGUAUACAGUAAACAAACAGGUAGAAUUGAUGGCUUUACUGAAGAACCAGUCACCAUUACUGGCGAUGACGGUGUUUAUGUACGUCUACAUAAGAAUGGACAGGCUUAUAAUCGCUUGGUAUUGGAUAAAUUUGGUAUACAAUUUCAGUCUGUUAACAAUUUUGAAGUUAAAAAUUCGAUAAGUGGAAAUUCAAUUUUCACAUCUCAUCGUCCACAUUACAAUAUUCCAGCCGGUGCUGAAAAUUUGAUAGCAAAAACAGUGAGUGCUAGCCGCAUUGCAAGCCCCACCGAUCGUCCACUCAACAUGGAUGCAGAUGUAGGCGUUUCAUUUAAAGGAUCAGAGGGGAUUUCAGUAGAUGCUGCUAAUAUACUGAUUCAGUCAUUAUCUUAUGACAUGAAUGUUAAUUCAACUGAUGGACUAAUCGUUUUGGAGGCAGGAGCUGGCAUCUAUUUGGAUAUGGAUAAAAUACCAAUAGUCAGCUCUGAAUUUGGUUUGCGAACUGGUAGUAUUCAAUACAAAAUUUGCGUUUGCAUGCCGAAGGGUAAUAUUUUCCGAAUAUCGGUACCAAGAACUCGCAGUGGACCCAAAGUAACAUGUGCCCAUUUUAAUUCAAAAUAUGACCCCUGCGCUUAAGAUGGGAUGGUUACAGAAAAUUACGAUUAAAUGUUAGUAUUUUUGUUAAGUUAUGAGUUGCCAUGGUAAUAUCGUUUUAUAAAUAAAUCUGUAUUUCUAUAAACAAAUAAAAA
Molecule: messenger RNA, 1218 nt
Organism: Ceratitis capitata (Mediterranean fruit fly)
Lineage: Eukaryota; Metazoa; Arthropoda; Insecta; Diptera; Tephritidae
Gene: Scgbeta
Exons: 1
Coding region: 101-1105 (334 amino acids)
Biological process (GO): muscle organ development
Cellular component (GO): sarcoglycan complex; sarcolemma
Source: RefSeq, a predicted model, not a curated record